GCCCAGGUCCAGGUGCGAACCGGCCCGACGCACGAGACCCUGCGUCCUCCGUCCUGCGCCGCAAUUCGCCCGGGCGACUUCGCGCGACUCCUUUCGCCUCCUCCUCCUCCUCCUCCGGAUUGCGGCGCGACGGCGGCCGUGAGCGAGCGGUGCUCCUACUCCUCCUCCACGCCCUCGCGCCCAGAUCCGCUCCCCAAUGGCGCGGAACCCGGCCUCCAGCGUCUACGUAGGCAACUUGGAUGAGAAGGUGCCUGAAAGAGUCUUGUAUGAGAUUCUUAUUCAGGCUGGUCAUGUAGUAGACCUGCACAUACCAUGUGACAAAGAAACUGGGCGUCCCAAAGGUUUUGCUUUUGCUGAGUAUGAGACAGACGCAAUUGCUCAGUAUGCUGUUAGACUUUUUUCAGGACUUGUUAGGCUUAAUGGUAAAACACUUAAAUUUGCGCUUUCUGGACAAGACAAGCCCUCAUCAAAUGGCAAUAAUCCAGUAAUGCCUAAACUCAACCCUAUACCAUUACCAAAGCAGCCUCAGUUUGUGCAUUCUAGUGAUACGCUUGUGUCGCAUAAACCAGCAUAUCCGGUGGUAAAUGGUGGGAUUCCACAUAAUGUUUUUUCACAAGGCUAUCAUCCUUACAAUGUUCACCCUCAAGCAUUACCAACUCGACCCGUGCAUGAGCACCGAGAGUUUGUCCAUGGUACGUAUGGUUACAACAGUCAUGUAUAUGGUUCUGUUCUGAAUGCUAGCUAUGGGGGUUAUGUUGUGAAUGCUGUUGGUCAUCGAGCUGUGAGGCAACCAAUCAUUUACCCAUCCUACUAGGUUGUAGGCACCAAAUUGCGGGAUCUGGUAUUCAGAGUAGGCAGGUUAAUCGUAGCUUCUUGGUCCCUCAAAUUCUCAGUAGCAUCUUUGUUGUACCCUUGUACUUCAAUUCCCUGCAUGUAAAUAGGGCUGGUAUAUCCAUUUUAUCAACGGUAAGUUGGCAACGGAAAGCUCUGCCCACUACAUUGUACACCUUUGUACUUGUCUAGCCUGGUACAUCUUUUCUCUUUCUUGGAAUUGGAAAAUAAAGAAAUGCAACAUCGUGGGCUGUUUUGCACCCCCA
Aegilops tauschii subsp. strangulata is the source of this 1097-nucleotide messenger RNA. RefSeq lists its product as uncharacterized. The record is from RefSeq and is a predicted model, not a curated record. Lineage: Eukaryota; Viridiplantae; Streptophyta; Magnoliopsida; Poales; Poaceae. Gene Ontology annotation, molecular function: RNA binding.